AUAAUGGCGUCAUUGGUAAAGUCUUUGACUGAAGAAGAUUUUAAAUAUCUUUAUCAUUGCGAUAAAAACAAGCGUAAGGUUCUUUUGGCAAAUAUUUUGUGUUUACCUCAAUUUUCCAAGGAGGAAGAUGAUAUGAAAUGGUCAAUCUUGUUCGAUUUUUACUGGGAAAGUGUAAACUUUGCAAGCGAACACGGUUUCUCAUGGCGACAAGGAAUAGCAGUUAUUGAAGUGAUGAAAAAAUUGUUGUGUAAUACACUUGAACUCUCGCUUCCUGAAGCAAUGGAGUACUGUAAAAAUGUCCUGGGAACUUAUUCCUCUGUCUUUCAAAUAAAGCAGCAAAGAAUUCUUGUUGAUUUCGUCUUUCUGUUAUUUUUCAACCACUUUCAUUUGUACAAGUAUGUGUUCACAAAAGACAGAGAUGUAGACAGGACUGAGCAUAGUCUAAUCAUGGAGACGCCAUCUGUUAUACCAAGACUUUGCGAAGGCAUGGAAAAGACCAAGUAUGAUAAACAACAAGCUUUAGUGAAAUUGGAAGAUAAACAUCAGAGAAGGCAAAUGGAAAACCAGUUAAAACUCAAUGAAGAAGUUAAGAAACUUCAAAUCAUGAUACACAAUCAGCUGUCAUUAGUCAGUAGCGAACAUUCUGUCGCUGAGAAAGAUUUAAAAGACAUUGUAAAAGAAGCUAUAAAAGCGUAUGUUGCCGAAGCUGGGUCAACUUUGUCGUACUUGAUCAAGGAAAGCCACGAGAAUUUGAUAUUUGAGUUUGAGAAAUCAGUUUGUCAACAGGUAGUGAAUGCCCCUACUAUAUUAAAAUUAAAGGAAAAGUCGCCAAGCAGUAGCACAGCGAAAAAGAAAUCAAGAGGGAAAAAAUCUCGGUAACCUUCUUGUGUUAUUUUCAUUUGUCGUUAUGUUACUACACAAUGAAGUUAUGUAAAUUAAAUUUUGUUUAUACUUUAUACUAAAAAGUUCGUUUAAAAUAUUUUUAUGUAACAUAAAGUAAAGAAAAAUGCCAUCUUAUCAUGUAUCGCAGGCGCUGAAUGUGAAGAAUCGUUAAAUUAAAAAUAUAUGAAAUUAUAAAAA
Messenger RNA from Xenia sp. Carnegie-2017, 1080 nucleotides. RefSeq lists its product as uncharacterized. Lineage: Eukaryota; Metazoa; Cnidaria; Anthozoa; Malacalcyonacea; Xeniidae. The record is from RefSeq and is a predicted model, not a curated record. The transcript has 3 exons. The coding region runs from base 4 to 879 and encodes 291 amino acids.